AGGUCGGCCACCAAACCAACCAGCCCCAGCGCGGCCGCCCGGCCGGGCACAGCGGGCAGGCCAAGCCAAAGCCUCCCCCAGUCCACGCACCGGAACCGCCGUGCCGUGGUGCCCCCGUCCGGCCGCCCGCGCACUAGCGUAAAGAAACCGCGCCCCGCACGCAUUCCCGCGAACCUUCCGAGCACUUUCCCCUCCGCCUCCCCCACCAGCCACAGCCAGCCCGGCGGAUCCGUGCGUCUCCAUCUCCGCCUCCGCCAGCAGCAGAUGCCGCGGCCGAUCUGACGCGGCCGAUCCCCGGCGAUGAGGCCUCGCCGAGGCCGGGUCCUCUUCCCGGACUCGGACUCGGGCCCGGGCGACGGGGACUGCUACGAGGGGUACGGCUGCGCGCCGCCACCGACGGUUCCCAGCACCCCCUCCACCGGCCCGGCCUCUUCCCCGGCGCCGGCGUCCUCUCCGACCCCAGCGUGCCCCCCGCUCGCCUCCCCGCCGUCGCCUUCUCCCGCGCACAGCGGCCGGAGGAACCAGGGAGGAGGGAUGCAGGGGUACGGGCCCCCGCCGCCCGGCUUCGGUGGCGGCGGCGGCGGCGACCACCGGUGGCACUACGUCAGGUACGUGCUCAUCGCCGCGGGGGUCAUCGCCUUUGUCUCGCUCAUCCUGCUCGGGGUCUCGGUCGCCGUGCGGCGCCGCCAGGUGCGGCGGCGGCGGCGGCAGGCGCUCCUCGCGCAUGCCACCGCCCCGCCGCCGCCGGGGAACGGCGGCGGCGGGGGCGGGGUGGUGCACCACGUCUGGUACAUCCGGACCGUGGGGCUGGACGAGGCGGCGAUCAACUCCAUCGCCGUGACGCCGUACCGCGCCGGGGCGGGGCUCCUGGGCGCGGCCGACUGCUCCGUCUGCCUCGGCGAGUUCCACGACGGCGAGCUCGUGCGCCUGCUGCCCAAGUGCGGCCACGCGUUCCACGUCCCCUGCAUCGACACCUGGCUCCGCGCGCACGUCAACUGCCCGCUCUGCCGCUCCGACGUGCUCGACCCCGCCGUCACGGCGGGAGAGGAGACCGGCUCCAACCCCCCAGCUGAUCCGGAUGCGAACGCCAACGUCCAAGCCGAGCAACGAGCGGCUGCUGCGAGCGACGCAAUACCGGAUCACGAAGAGGAGAGCAGCGGCCAAGGGGCAGCAGCUUCACCCGCGCAGGAGGACCAGCAAGAACAGCCCAGCUCGCCGGAGCCGCCGCCGCCGCCUCAGCAGCAGCUGUUCCGUCCUCCGCCGCCUCGCAACGUGCGGCGCGCGGCGUCCAUGGACGCGGCCAUAGCGUCAGCCGCGGCAGAGGCAGACCCCGCGGCACUGGAGCGUUUGCCGGCGGCAGCUCCUGAAGAGGAGCAGAUCGGCGCCAGGCGGAAGCGGUGCUGCGCGAAGGCAUCGGGUUCCGGCCAUCGGAGCAACCUGAGCACCGACAGGCCGGCUGCCGGCGGCGUCCCCAGGUCCUUCUUCUCUCUGCAUUCGCGUGCUCGGAGCUCGGUGCUGCCGCUGUGAGCCACGGCGCGGACAUCCCCGAGCUAAAUUUUUGCUCGCUGCUAAUAAUGUUGCUCCUGUCGUUGAUCCGUGGCGCGAUCUGUAUUAUACUUGUAAAACUUACGAUCUCGAAACCGAGGUUACGAGUGAAAGCCCAACACGGUGAAUGGAAGUUUGCAAUCGAGAGAUUGUCCCUAGCCAUAAUACUGCACAGCUCUGUUCUUCUCGGCAGACUGCAGUAUGGAUUCAGGAAUCGUCUUUGGGUCGUUGGUGAUGAUCCGAUUCUUGUCUUGUUCUCCUUCCAGCGAAAUUAAAUAUAAAGAGGUUAAACCCUAAACAAGUAUAAAUGUUUGCGAC
Messenger RNA from Panicum virgatum (switchgrass), 1863 nucleotides. Its product is annotated as E3 ubiquitin-protein ligase Os04g0590900-like. NCBI's taxonomy places the organism in Eukaryota, Viridiplantae, Streptophyta, Magnoliopsida, Poales, Poaceae. Gene Ontology annotation, biological process: protein ubiquitination. The record is from RefSeq and is a predicted model, not a curated record. The transcript has a single exon. The coding region runs from base 301 to 1527 and encodes 408 amino acids.